This is a messenger RNA of Aspergillus brunneoviolaceus CBS 621.78, 1350 nucleotides long. It is a transcript of the gene cwc26, whose product is annotated as putative cell cycle control protein (Cwf26). Gene Ontology annotation, biological process: mRNA splicing, via spliceosome. NCBI's taxonomy places the organism in Eukaryota, Fungi, Ascomycota, Eurotiomycetes, Eurotiales, Aspergillaceae. The coding region runs from base 128 to 1171 and encodes 347 amino acids. Gene Ontology annotation, molecular function: RNA binding. The transcript has a single exon. The record is from RefSeq and is a predicted model, not a curated record. Gene Ontology annotation, cellular component: U2-type spliceosomal complex; RES complex.
UUUGAGUUUCUGAACACUACCUUGCUCUACCUUUUCUCUCUUUUCACGUCUAUACACAUCCACUACUUGUUUCUACAAUCGAUCUACGUUUUUGAGACCUACCUUCCGCGAAAUAAAACACACUACAAUGCCCUCCUCCUCGCUAGCAGACUACCUCGCCAAAAACUACCUGACCGCCGACCCGGCCCCGACCGACCGCCCCAAGAAGAAACGCAAGAAGACCACCAAAGCCGAAGGAUCCGGCCUCAUCAUUGCCGAUGACGAUCCGCCGGAUCUCCGCGCCGCCUCUGGCGCCCGGGACCUAGACGAUGACGAAUAUAACCCAGCGAUCGUGUCGGGCGCACGCAGCGGGGGUGCCGGCGGCGAGUUCCGGCGGGCGAAGAAAUCUGGGUGGAAGACGAUUGGCAGCGCGGAUGCGGAUGCGGAGAGGGAUGCGGCGGAUGCGAUAUUGGCGUCUGCGGCGGCGGAACGGAAGGCCGGGCGUGGGGGGGAUGACGGCGAGGAUGAGGACGACGCGCCGGUUGUUGCAGAUGAGGAUGAAGACGAUUACGACGGGAUGAGGAUGGAGUCCGGCGCGCGAGCGGGACUGCAGACGGCGGCGGAUACAGCGGCCAUGGUGGCGGCGCAGGAGCGGAGGAAGAAGCUGGAGGCGGCCCGGUACAAGGGCAGCGCCGCGGCCGCUGGGGAGCAGGCGCAGGAGACGAUCUACCGUGAUGCCUCGGGGCGCAUCAUCAAUGUGGCGCUGAAGCGGGCGGAGGCGCGCCGGGCGGAGGAGGAGAAGAAGCUCAAGGAGGAAGAGGCGCGCGAGGCGCUCAUGGGCGAUGUGCAGCGGCAGCAGCGGGAGGAGAGGCGGCAGCAGCUACAGGAGGCCAAGGCGAUGCCGCUGGCGCGCACCGCCGAGGACGACGAGCUGAACGACGAGCUCAAGGCGCGCCAGCGUUGGAAUGACCCCGCCGCGCAGUUCUUGACCAAGACCGCCGGGCCCGGUACCAGUGUGACGGGCAAGCCCUUGUAUAAGGGGGCGUUCCAGCCGAAUCGCUAUGGAAUCCGGCCGGGCCAUCGGUGGGAUGGUGUGGAUCGGAGUAACGGGUUCGAGAAGGAGUGGUUUGCGGCUAGGAAUCGGAAGGGGAGGUUGGAGGCGUUGGAUUACGAAUGGCAGAUGGAUGAGUAACUGCUUUUUUGGAGAGUGGUGUGUAUUGCGUGUGUGGUUUAGAUACCUAUGACUCUGCUAUGACUUCUGUUACACGGAUCCAGUGCUGGACACUGGCCAUGAUGACAUUGAUAAUUACCGGAUUUGGACCCCGACGUGAUUUGCAGUGGGAAGAGUUUCCGUGCAUACUCCUGGCGCUU